Molecule: messenger RNA, 3572 nt
Organism: Capra hircus (goat)
Lineage: Eukaryota; Metazoa; Chordata; Mammalia; Artiodactyla; Bovidae
Gene: RPS6KA6
Product: ribosomal protein S6 kinase A6
Biological process (GO): peptidyl-serine phosphorylation; intracellular signal transduction; protein autophosphorylation
Cellular component (GO): nucleus; cytoplasm
Molecular function (GO): calmodulin binding; ATP binding; calcium/calmodulin-dependent protein kinase activity
Source: RefSeq, a predicted model, not a curated record
AUGAUGCUUUUUGUUUUGAUCCUGAAUUUACUGCAAAAACACCUAAAGAUUCUCCUGGUUUGCCAGCCAGUGCUAAUGCUCAUCAACUCUUCAAAGGAUUCAGCUUUGUUGCAACUUCUAUUGCAGAAGAAUAUAAAAUCACUCCUAUCACAAGUGCAAAUGUGUUACCAAUUGUUCAGGUAAACGGAAAUGCUGCACAGUUUGGUGAAGUGUAUGAAUUGAAAGAGGAUAUCGGUGUUGGCUCCUAUUCUGUUUGUAAGCGAUGCAUACACACCACUACCAACAUGGAAUUUGCAGUGAAGAUCAUUGACAAACUUAAGAGAGACCCUUCAGAAGAAAUUGAAAUUUUAAUGCGCUAUGGACAACACCCCAACAUUAUCACUUUAAAGGAUGUUUAUGAUGAUGGUAGAUAUGUUUACCUUGUUACGGAUUUGAUGAAAGGAGGAGAGCUACUUGACCGUAUUCUCAAACAGAAAUGUUUUUCAGAACGGGAAGCUAGUGAUGUACUGUUUAUAAUAACUAAGACAGUUGACUAUCUUCAUUGUCAAGGAGUUGUUCAUCGUGAUCUUAAACCUAGUAAUAUUUUAUACAUGGAUGAAUCAGCCAAUGCAGACUCCAUUAGGAUCUGUGAUUUUGGGUUUGCAAAACAACUUCGAGGAGAAAAUGGACUUCUGUUAACUCCAUGCUAUACUGCAAACUUUGUAGCACCUGAGGUUCUUAUGCAACAAGGCUAUGAUGCUGCUUGUGAUAUUUGGAGUCUGGGAGUCCUUUUUUAUACAAUGUUGGCUGGCUACACUCCCUUUGCUAAUGGGCCCAAUGAUACUCCUGAAGAGAUAUUGCUGCGUAUAGGCAAUGGAAAGUUCUCUUUGAGUGGUGGAAACUGGGACAGUAUUUCCGAUGGAGCAAAGGAUUUGCUUUCCCAUAUGCUACAUAUGGACCCACAGCAGCGGUACACGACAGAGCAAGUAUUAAAACACUCAUGGAUAACCCACAGAGAUCAGUUGCCAGAUGAUCAGCCAAAUAGAAAUGGUACAUCACAUGUUGUUAAGGGAGCAGUGGUCGCCACAUAUUCUGCCCUGACUCACAAGACUUUUCAACCAGUCCUAGAGCCUGUUGCUGCUUCAAGCUUAGCUCAGCGACGAAGCAUGAAAAAGCGAACAUCAACUGGCCUUUGAAAGUUUUAGGGUUCCUCAGCCAAUCUGGAUGAAGAAAAGAUUAAAUGUGUGGCUUUUUGUCUAAUCGUAUAUCAAAGGCAUUGUUUUUUACUACAUUACUUGAAUAUUCUGAUUAAGCUUCCUUUUUUUAAGGGGGAGUAAGAUUUAAAAAAAGAACAUAUAUAGGUCCACAAUUUUCAUACUAUGUUGCUUUUCAAUGUUGUCCAAGUAUUUAUUUAAGUAUAUAAUUGGUGUCUACAAAGUCCUACCAACUUCUCUACAUACUAACUUCUACAGUUUCUUUCAGAUUUCUAGUUAUGUAAAAUAAUGGCUUGGGGAAUCAUUACCAACAGUCAAGAUGCAAGUAUAAUAAUAUAAUGCCAAGCAAUGUCAAUAUUUUUUAACAUUAGAUCCUGAAAGGUUAGACGUCUUUUUUUUUUUUUUUUUAAGGAAAGUGAAAAAAAAUGUAUUGUAGAAACUUGUCAUUAUGUGUAAACUCCAUUCAUUUGACUCUCUGUAGUUACUAAAAUGUAAACGUAGUUUGGGGCCAGAGCAAAAAUCAUUUGUGCUCAUAUGUGAAUUCCUAAUAUGGUUGAUGCCAAAGUUUUUACAGAAGAAUUAAAUCAUAGAUAAUGUGUGCCGACAAACCUGUAUAUUGUCCAUAAAUGGCCUCAUCUAGAAAUAAAGGCUUCUGUAAAAUUUACGUUGAAUGGAAUUAUAGUACAAGUGAAGAAAUUUUAGCCAAAGGUCUUAUAUUGGUAUUAUAAUCUACUAAAUACGUCAUAGUUAAGCCUUUGAAAAUAAAGUAUAUGGUGUUGGCACUAACUUGAUGUUAUGUAAACUAACUUUGAGGUUAACCAAUUGGAUUUAAUUAUCAUCUGUCCUUUUAUAAUGAACUACACUCUUGUUUUUUUGAUUACCCUGUGCUUUGAAUUACAGUGUAGCAUAUUUAUCUUUAAUCCUAUGGUUAUAUAGUUGAAAUAUUACUGUAAUGAACUUGUGAGCUUAGCACACAUGAUAUAGUUAUAAUGCAUUUCAGUAAACUUUAGAUAAUACUACAUAAUAGUUAUACUUCAAUAAGAUAAACUGUCUUUUUAAAUAGGAAGUAAUAUUGAUGAUAUGCAUAAAAUUUGAACACAUUUUAAAUUAAUAUUUAUAAUUAAAAGGUCUGGCCAAAUUGGUCCUAUUGUUAAAUUUUAUGAUUCAGAACCACUGCGUAGUAUAUAUUGUUUUCUCUAAAUGAUUGAAUUUGAAAGAAUCUUUUUGUGCUGUUGAAGAAAAUACCAUUACUACUACUUUAAAUAGCAUUACUACUACUGCUGCUGCUACAACUACUGACAGAUAGAACUCAUGAAUGUAAACUUGAGGAUAUUACACUUUUCUUUACUGAAUAUAAGUGAUCUACUUAUGUGUGCUUGUUUUACUGUUUACUGUGUAUUUUAUUUUGCUUAGUUCAGAGAGGGGUGAUUACUGAGCUCUGAAGUGUACAGUUUAGGAUAGAAGACUUGUAACUUCAGUAUUUAAUAAAAGAAACUAUACAUAAUUCCUUUAUAAUGUAAGUGAUGUAUAUUCCACACACAAAGGUCUGUUUCAUUUGUGUGAUAUAUAAAAGUAUGUGUCCAUAUUUUGAGAUGUCUUUUGCAAUAGUUGAAAGACAUUAAAGAACGUCUUAAUAUUACAUGGAAGAUAUUAUUUAGAAAGACACUGGGAUCAUAUCUUGUGGAUUUUUUGUCCCAGUUCAGCUUUUUCUUUCCUCAUUUUGCUUUAUUACUAUAAGUAAUUGUGUCAUUUUAUUGACUUAUUUUCCUCUUGUUUGUGUUGUAAUGCCUUCUUAUCAAAAUUGAUAUGACACACUUAGAGAUGUGAUUUUGGUAUGUAACUUUUCAGAACAGAGAUACCAUUUCUAUAUAUGCUUUUGUAGUAGUAGAAUUAGAGUAAGUAAAGUUGGAAAAUGAAAAAUGAUCAUGAAAUAACUUUGUCUUUACAUGAGCAAUAGUUUUUAAAUAGAUGAUCUUAAUUUUUCAAUGAGUUUGCUCAAAAAGGUUGUGUCACACACUCCUUUCAUGAAAGGAACAUGGUCAGAAAUAAGCAACAAACAGCACAAUUUCUCAUCACUCAGUGAAAGUUGAAAAGGUAUAAAAGAUAUAGAUGUUAGUGGAUUAUCCCAAUAAUUGUGAGUUUUCUUCUGGAAAAUUCAAACAUGGUGGCUUAACAACAGUAGUAGGGAGCAACCUUAUUAUAAGGGAAAGCUAUACAUUACACCUUCAUUCUGCAAAAGGAACCCAGGUAGGGAUGCGUAAUCAUGUCCUUUUUGGCUAGAACUCUAGAACAACAAAAGCAGAUGUGAAUGGAACAUUUUUUGAUGGGGUUUCUAUUAAUUCUUAACCAAUAAAAGCAAAUCCUUUCUUUGAGACUUAA